Messenger RNA from Electrophorus electricus (electric eel), 2230 nucleotides. The record is from RefSeq and is a predicted model, not a curated record. Lineage: Eukaryota; Metazoa; Chordata; Actinopteri; Gymnotiformes; Gymnotidae.
AGGCUCAUUAAAUGAAUAGUUUGGUGGGGGGAAAAAAUCCACGCUUGUGUCAUUACCCCAAAAGUAAUCAACCAGUGGCCUGUGUAAACGGUGGGAAGUUUGUGGAGCCUUCAUCUCCAACUGUAUUUUCUUCAGCAGAAGGAGAGACCCGUCUUCCCUGUCGGUAUCAGGUAUCAAAUGAGGAGGUGAAAGUUCAGGUCAUCUGGUAUCGGGAAAAGCAAGAUGGAAGCAAAGAGCAGAUUAUAACAGCUCAUCACAUAGAUGGACAGCUAGAAUCACCUUUGUAUAUAGGCCACGUGCGGUUCGAGGACAGCGACCCCAUGAAAAACUCUGCUCUCAUCAUCAUGAACACAGGGCUCGCAGAUGAGGGUACCUACAGCUGCAACAUUAUCACCUUCCCCUUUGGAAACUUCGCAGCACACAUAUCUCUCAUCGUGCAGACCAUCCCCAUCUCCUCCCUGGACCCUGUUACACUAGUGGAGGGACAGACUUUCCGACCGGCGGCCACGUGCCGCUCCGUUGCGAAGCCUCAGCCAGGCCUCUCGUGGGACACCGAACUGGUGGGCACCAGCCAGAACCGUAGUCUGGACAACAGCGUGAGCUCCAUCACCUUCUCCCUCCACCCCCUGCGGAGCCUCAACGGACGCAAGCUGGACUGUCUGGUGUGGCACCCGACCCUGACAACCCCACGGAGACUCAGCAACCAGCUCGUGGUCCACUACCCUCCAGAUGCAGUGCUUUCAGGUUAUGAUAAGAACUGGUAUGUGGGACUCCAGGGCAUGUCGCUCCAGUGUGAUGCUGGAGGAAACCCCAAACCACACAAUUUCACCUGGUCCAGAAAGCAAGGAGGACUACCAGAGGGCGUGACCAUGCAGAACGAGAUCCUGCUAUUUAACAGGCCACUCCGAUUGACGGACAAAGGAACAUACCAAUGUGUGGCCACCAAUGAAGUGGGAUCAGGGAAAGCUGACUUGGAAAUAUCUAUAGAAGAGUCACAAGGGAGUUCCACAUCCGUGGACAGUCUCCUGCUCAUCAUCAUUGGGGGAGCUGCUGGAGUGCUGGUACUUGUUCUAGUGAUUGUAGUCAUGACAGUGAACCGAUAUCACAAACAGAGGAACAAACAACUGACUAUGGAGCUGAUUGAGAAAAGGGAAGAAAUAUGCACUCUAUCCAGACAGGCCUCAAUAAGGAGAGUAGGCUCAGUUUGCACAGAUAAUAAAUACCAGAUAGUUGAGACCAUGCCACUAAGAGUUGAAGGAACUAUACGCACCAGUCUUAGUUCACUGGAACGACCCCGGUCUAGAGACAGUCGUUCCACUUUAGGUGGAAUCGCUACGGAUACCCUGGGUCGCCCAGCCAUUUUCAACACGUCCAGACGAGGGAGGGAGCGAGCAGUAGACAGAGAGAGGGAUAGCGAGCGAGAGGCCAAUCGACUGAAAGUGGAGUCUUAUGUGAGGAACAGCCACAUAUCACUGAUACAUCCGGACAGCCACUUCCUCCCUGCUCUACAGCCUUCUCCUUAUCCAGUGGACCAGACUGUUGAACGUAUCAGGUCUCGCAAUGGUAGCGCGAUCCUACCAGCAGAUGGCAGACCGCACUCGGGAGGGGGUAGCAGAGCAGGCAGCAGGUGUCCUCAGUCACCCUUAAACUCCACCUACCCAGCACUUACAGACGAGGAGGAGGGGGACAUAAGUCCAAUUGACGAGGACUCAGGGGUCCCCAGUGGCCAUACGGAAGCGGAUGGCCUGGAUAACGCGGGCAGUGAGACGGCAAGUUCCCAGAUAUCAGAGGCGAUGUCCAGUCACUUUGAGCACACCAACGGCACACUGUGGCCCAAGUCAAAACCCAACAGCAUCCUCCUGGCGCCGGAGAGCACACGGCUGACCACCGCCCACCCGAGUAUAAUCCACCACCAACCUCAGAUAGUGUAGGAGCUACGGACCCUCAGCUCCGCUGCACCAGGUAGCAUCCCUGGAUCCAAGAGUGGUCACUGGACAGCCAAAAGGUUUUGGACACUGGAAAACACUGAUGGAGAGACAUGAGACUCGCCGAGCGAGAAAAGCUGGGUGCUCUUCUGUGAGUAGUCCACAUGGUAGGAUCACCCACAGGACAAAGUGUAGUUCCUCCAUGAAUAUAGCAAGUUAAUUUUAGCACUUUGUGUUAAACCAGAACCAUGUGUAAGCAUACACUCACUACACACUUUGUUAGAAAUAUUUAUUUAUUUUAAAAA